AAAGAAAACCUAAUGUUUAUCUUCCACCGUCUACCUACACUUGUCAAAAACAAGUCGAAUUGGGCUUGUAUUUAGAAUAAUCGUAGAUAUUACUAGAUUUAUUCCUAUAAAAAUUUAUAACUUAUAAAAUCUUUCUCAAAAUGACAACUGAAAAAGCUGUUUUGUCUCCAAAAUUUUCUGCUGGUCCGCAUGGAUUAGGCGACCCAGAGGAUAGAAGUCUUAGAAAAGUCGAGAUAGAAGUAUUGAUACCGAAACUAAUGCGAGAAAAAGCUAAAACUGAGAAAUGUACAGAGCAAGUAAGAGCAUUUGAAAAAUGCUGCAAAGAAUCUUCAUUGUUAAUGGUAGUUACUUGUAGAAAACAAAAUGCAGCCAUGAAAGACUGCUUAACUAAUUGGUAUAGAAAUGACGAGUUUAGAAACAUUUGUACUGAAGAAUACUUGAAGAAACGAAGUGAAUAUAGACAAACCGGCAUCAAAAACCCUAUAAAGAGGGCCUGAAAUCCUAAAACUUUGUGUAGUUAUGUGUUUAGUGUAAAUAUUAAAUAAAUUUGUUUAAUUAACAUCAUCAUUUAA
This is a messenger RNA of Amyelois transitella, 572 nucleotides long. It is a transcript of the gene Cmc1, whose product is annotated as COX assembly mitochondrial protein homolog. NCBI's taxonomy places the organism in Eukaryota, Metazoa, Arthropoda, Insecta, Lepidoptera, Pyralidae. Gene Ontology annotation, cellular component: mitochondrion. The record is from RefSeq and is a predicted model, not a curated record. The coding region runs from base 141 to 497 and encodes 118 amino acids. The transcript is spliced from 2 exons.